Messenger RNA from Seriola aureovittata, 4913 nucleotides. It is a transcript of the gene amigo3, whose product is annotated as adhesion molecule with Ig-like domain 3. The record is from RefSeq and is a predicted model, not a curated record. NCBI's taxonomy places the organism in Eukaryota, Metazoa, Chordata, Actinopteri, Carangiformes, Carangidae. The transcript has a single exon. Bases 1806 to 3467 code for a protein of 553 amino acids. Gene Ontology annotation, molecular function: protein binding. Gene Ontology annotation, biological process: brain development.
GAGUGGAGGAGAGGUGGAGCUGGGAAAGCACCAGAAGCAGCAGCUCACAACUGAGCUGAGAGUGUGUGGUAAACAGACGAGAGGCGGCAGCUCAGCCUCCUCUGCUCUCACAUCUGGAAAUAACCUGGACUCUCACACACACAAACACACACAAACACAUACACACAUACCCACACACACAUCUGGAGUGGACUAACGUCAACUUUUCUCUUUGUAUUUAUGUGUUGAUUCCUUCUUUUUCUGCACCUCGGAGGAGAAAACAACAGGAUAAAGAAGAGGAGAGGAGAGGAGAGAGAGAGCUUGAUGCUUCAUGUUUGGGAUUUCACAGAGAGCGAAGCCAGCCCUUUGAACAUCCUCCCACUGAUGAAAAAUCAGGAAUUUCUCCGCACAAAUUAGCCGGAGGACAAAAAGCACUGAGAGCCACAGAGCAUUGCGGGUGAGAGUGUGUGUGGAAACCUUUAAGUGGUUACCGCUGCCACUGCCUGCGUAUGAAGUGAAGUGGACAGGAUGCUGACUUCUUUGAAAAUCUGAUCCGCGACUCGGGGCGGUCUGUGGGCGGCAGACAGCUGGGGCCGUGAUUCACAAAACCCGACUUGGUGUGAAAAUAAAGAGAUGCUACAACUAAGACGAGGCUCCUCCGUCACGAUAGCAGCUGCCGAGUGAAGAGACAGAAACUCAGCUCGUGGAGGAAUUGAAACUUGAUGCUUUGUUUUGCAGCAGGGACCAAAAACAGAUCUGGAGCCUGGGUCUGUUUACUGCAGAGGAUAAUGAGUUUGACAUCCACUUGAAGCUUGAACGAGGAGUCAAGAGGCUGAGAUUCUGGAGGUUCAAACAAGACGCACCGGAGACAGGGUCGGCAACUUAUUCAGGAUCCUACAGUCAAAGGUACAGAGGUGCAGCUAUGGGAUAAAUGGAGGUGAGAGGAGGUCCUGCUGAAUGCUCUGCACAGCUGGUUUUACUUCUUUUUUUUUUUUGGCUGGAAUAAAACAAAUGGCAAAGGAGAAUAUCUAAUACCACAGUGAACUUGCACCUCCUCUUUUUUCCACUGUCCAAAACACCUGGAUCAGUUUUAAAGUGACUACACUUUGACUGUGCUCAUUGUUUUAUCCAUCACCGUCUCCCUUACCUUUCAACCUUCCCUAAAUAUUUCUCUUUUUUUCUUUAUUCCCCUGAGGAGAAAGCAAACAGAAUUGGAUUUUGGCUGCUUCCACCCUGCUAAACAAAUUACGGAGCUCACCUGGUGCUUUUUUUUUUUCGAUGCAGCCACCUUUUUUUUGACCUCUCCAGAUGGCUGCCGUGUUGGCAGGUGGACGCAGAUGCAAUCGCCUCAUUCAACAUUAACCUGGUUAGACAAAAUAAACGAUCACGCUGGAGCACGAGCUCACGAGAGAGCAUUACAGUGACAUUUUUUUUCCUGCCCUGCAGCUCGAACGCAACAAAGCAAAUAAGGUUUCUGCUUCAUGAAAAUGACGAGAGACUGAGAGAGAAAGAGGGAUUUAAAUAUUUAAACUGACAGAUUUCCCAGCAACAGGACAGAGAAUUUUACUUCCACAUGUAAAGGGACUGGUGCAAGAUAAAGAUGAAAAACAAGUACAUAUAUAUACAGUCUCAUGUGUUAGUUUGUCAGGAUUUAUGUGAAGUGCAAAUUCUGUCAAAAUGAGAUGAAUCACACAGCGUGAAGGAUGUGAAAAAUAAACUACAAAGCAUUUACACCGGUCGUUCUAAAAGGGGAAAAGUAACAGAGAAAUAAGCUGGGUCACGCAGAGGAAACUGUAAACUGAUGCCCUCAGCCUGCUGCUGGCAUCAUGUUGUAUGUUGUUGGUAACGCCGGUUUUCUGCAGGGUGUGGUGGCACCACUUUUUAUAGCAGCAUCACAGUCAUGGUGGUCUAUUGUUGUGCUGUUAGUUUGUCUGCAGCUCCCACAGCUGAGCCCCGUCCAGGCCACCAUCUGCCAGUCCCAGGGUUCGUCCCAGGCAGGCAGAUGCCUCUGUGCCUCUGACAUCCUCAGCUGCACCGCCCUGGGUCUGGAGCAGGUCCCCAGAGAAAUGCCUGUCUCUGCUGUCACUCUGGAUCUCAGCCACAACCAGAUCGAUCAGCUGAAGGGGGGCGCCUUUGAAGGACUUUCUAGAUUGGAGACAUUACGCUUAGCUCACAACCAACUGACGACUAUUCACGAGGGGGCAUUUCAAAACACCUCUGGAGCACUGCUCCGACACCUGGAUCUGUCGUCCAAUCAGCUUCGUGUUUUGGAGCAGCACUAUUUCCAAGAGUUGUCUGGACUGGAGGAACUGCUGCUGUUUAACAACCGUAUCGUCCAGGUGGAGAGCAGAGCUCUGGCUGGACUGGGAAGCCUCCGUAAGGCCUACCUCAGUCAUAACCGUCUCACUCACUUCCCCUUCUUCUCCAUCCAAGAGCACAGCCACCCUCAUCUGAUCAUGCUGGACCUGUCCUCAAACCGCCUGCUCAAACUACCCCUGGAGGAUAUAUUAAACUUACCCAUUCCAGUCCAGAGAGGACUCUACCUUCACAACAACUCCCUGGAGUGCGAGUGCUCGAUGUACGGACUGUUCAGGCGCUGGGAACAGAGGGGAUACGACUCAGUGAAACACUUCAGACAAGAGCACACCUGUCGGGUCUAUGGGAUACAGAAAGGCACCGUGCGCUUCUUCCAGCAUGGCCGCUACUUUGAAAAAUGCAACCUGACUGCGAUGAAUCUGCCACUCAGAGAGCAGGAGAGCAGCGUUUCAGUGAGUGUGGGGAAGGCGUUGCUGCUGCACUGUGUGACCACUCUCACCGGCCGGAGUGUGACCUUUCUCUGGGUGUCACCAAAUCUGGAGUACGUGGCACCGCCGGGGAACAACGGCUCGUUUAAGAUGUUCACCAACGGGAGCUUGGAGAUCGUGGCGGCGCGUGCGGAGGAUUCCGGUGUCUACUGGUGUAUGGCCCUGGACCAGCAGCAGCAGCGUAAUGAAACCCGGGAGGUCAACGUGACGGUGGUGCUGCACCACGAGAGCGAGCCUCACGAGUCCUUCAACACCGGAUUCACCACCCUGCUGGGCUGUGUGGUGAGCCUGGUGCUGGUGCUCAUGUACCUGUACCUGACGCCCUGCCGCUGCCCUCCCUGUCCGAAGGCCCUGACCCCGGCCACCCCAAGCGUGGGGAAUGAGGCCGGGGUGGGGAGCGCCCAGUCCUCCAUCCUCACCCCCACUCCGCCGGCGACCACCGAGGGCCCGGGGCGCAAGGUCAGUACCAACAAGCAUGUGGUCUUUCUGGAGCCAAUCAGAGAGCAGCAGAAUGGCAGACUCAGGGCGGGGCCGGGAACUGGGGCGGUGCAAGGACACCUGGGGCCAAGUUUACUGCUAGGGCCAGAACAGCACCCAAAGCUCCACAGCCAGUCGCAGCAGAGGGCGGGGGAGACAGACUCCAUCAUGUCCGUGUUCUCAGACACACCCAUCAUGUUGCCAUAGAAACGGGACAAACAGAGAUAGACACAGGCUGGCACUAUGAUCACCUCUCACUCACUUUCUUCCUCCUCUGCCUCUCGGUUACCUCCUCACCACCCCCCAACCCCCACCCACCCAUACCCACUGCACCCAGCACUCGACCUGAGCAAAACAGUAAUCCAAUACUGACUAAGAGCUUUCUGAAUCUUUUCUUUGCGAGGCUUGAGGCUAAUUCAACUGCCUGAGAAAACAGAUCAAGUGCAAUUCUAAGAGAUUGAAAACUGUUAACCAAAUUUGCAUAUAUUAAGGUUUGCCCAGGUCUGCACACAGCCAUGAACCAAUGCACUGUGAUGGGAGGGGCACUCAGAGGCACAGGGUCCGGGACGGUGCUCACGGACAAGACACAGGAAGGAGAAAACGAGAGACGUAGGGAGGACGUCAGAAUUAAAACAGACCAAAGAUAGAAAGCUUAAGAACUCUGAGAGGAGCUGAAAAUACUGCCUCAUAGUCUGAGCGAGGAAACGGUGUUUGAAAACGGAGUUAAAAGACAAAGAGUGCAGAAACUUGUCUAACAGGACGUCAGGGGUGGGGGAGGUAAAGACGACGAUGAGCAUGGACUGCUACUGAAAAAACAAAGUGCGCAGGGCUGUCCCUUUAAGCACGGCUUGUACCUUUAAUAAACAUUUGCUACAGAUGCCUUCUAGUCUCAUACAGAGAUGUAGAGAAAAAAAAAAUCUUUUUGUAGAGCUUUUUAGCGUCUCCUGUUUUUCUUCUUCUUCUUUUUUUUUCCCCCCUCUUCCCAGAGCCGGUGUGUCAGUUGAUUAGAGCCGAAGAAAUCUGCGUAGUGUAGCGCUGUCACAAUGUGAAAUGUUUUAGAGUAGACAAGCUAGAGAAGAAGAGCUUUUAGCAAGCAAAAAUAGAAACUGUUUUAAAGGAUAAGGUUUGAUUCUGGACUCCUGUACCCCUCCUCCUCCUUCUCCUCCUCCCUCCUCCUCCUCCCUCUUCUUCCCUCUGGAACUUGAUUACUGCCAUCAGUCAGUUGAGCAUCAGGAAAACAAAAGGGAAAAUAAAUAAAUAAAUAAAUAAACCACCUCUGGAACAUCAGUUGAGAUUAUUUAUGCUGGAGAAGAAGAUCCAUUGUUCACUGAGUUCAUUUGGAGACAGAAGAAUUUCUUUUCUUUGUUUUAAGGGUUGAUCAAUCGGCUUUUUUUCUUUCCUUCCUUUUUUAUUUCUCACUGUGUCUGAGGCGAUAAAUGUGAAACUGAACCGGUGACGAAGAAAAGAUUUGACUUUGUGUGGUGAACCCUCAGUGGGAUUGACAGGACAAUCAGGGCAGAUGUGUGUUUUGUUUUUAUUGUCUUCACUGUACUCACUGCACCCCCCCCCCUCCCCUCCUUGCACUGCCUCUCUCUCCUUGUCUCUUGUCCUCCCUUUAUCUGUGUGUUAAUAAACCUCUGUAUCUGGACCUUG